AUGGUUUCAGGUUCCGGCGCAUGCGCAAAGCGAGUCGUGGUGGAUGCUCGCCACCACAUGCUCGGUCGCUUGGCAUCGAUCGUAGCGAAGGAGCUUCUAAACGGACAGAAAGUUGUGGUUGUUAGAUGCGAAGAGAUAUGCAUCUCCGGUGGCCUCGUCAGGCAGAAAAUGAAGUACAUGAGGUUUCUUCGUAAACGGAUGAACACGAAGCCGUCUCACGGUCCUAUUCAUUUCCGUGCUCCGUCGAAGAUUUUCUGGAGGACUCUUCGAGGAAUGAUCCCACAUAAGACGAAGCGUGGGGAAGCUGCUCUUGCUCGCCUAAAGGUUUAUGAAGGUAUUCCACCUCCAUAUGACAAGAUCAAGAGAAUGGUCGUCCCAGAUGCACUUAAGGUAUUGAGGCUUCAGAAAGGUCACAAGUACUGUCAUCUUGGACAACUUUCAUCUGAAGUAGGAUGGAACUACUAUGAUACCAUAAAGGAAUUGGAAAAGAAGAGAAAGGAAAGAUCAGCAUUGGUUUAUGAGAGAAAGAAGCAGCUCAAUAAAUUAAGGGUGAAGGCUGAGAAAAUUGUCGAAGAGAAGCUUGGCGCCCAACUCGAAAUACUUGCUCCUGUCAAGUACUGA
This is a messenger RNA of Vicia faba (fava bean), 621 nucleotides long. Lineage: Eukaryota; Viridiplantae; Streptophyta; Magnoliopsida; Fabales; Fabaceae. The record is from the annotation of a GenBank genome assembly.